Messenger RNA from Actinia tenebrosa (Australian red waratah sea anemone), 3927 nucleotides. RefSeq lists its product as uncharacterized. The record is from RefSeq and is a predicted model, not a curated record. NCBI's taxonomy places the organism in Eukaryota, Metazoa, Cnidaria, Anthozoa, Actiniaria, Actiniidae. Gene Ontology annotation, molecular function: protein binding; ubiquitin protein ligase activity; zinc ion binding. Gene Ontology annotation, biological process: proteasome-mediated ubiquitin-dependent protein catabolic process; protein polyubiquitination.
ACAUUUUAUAAGAAGAAGUAGUUGAUUGAUGGAUAGAUCAUACGUCCAUUACUGAAAGCUAGAGUUUCGGUAUUUUUGGAGGUUAAUAGUUGUUUGGGCAUGCUGAUAUGCUUCGUGCAAGUCAUGCGAUAGUUCACGGAUGAUGACCAAUAACAAACAAAUCUCUUAAUCUUCUUGUGGAUUUUAGGUUGAUGACUUAAACACCAUUUUCAUAUAUUAUUUUGGUUAACCUCGUUUGACCCUUAUUGUUAUUGGAUGUCGUAAUUAGAUUUUUGAAACUGCGACGCAUGACGAUAUUCGAUUGUAGCGUCCGCUAUAACUAUAAACAACUGAAAACCGACUCAACGGUUAGUAAAUUCAUUAUCAAAUUCGAUUCAAUACAUACGGGUGAAUAAUAUUGAGUUUUACUUAAGAGUCAAGAAUGGAAGGAGUUAAAUGUUUCACGUGCCAUCGAGAAGCUAAAAGCAUGAAGGUGUUCGUGUCAUCUCGUUUCGUCUGUGAAGACUGCUUAACGGUUUUGAGCAAGGACAGACGUUGUUGCUUAGAUUACGAAAGUUCUCUAAAACCCUCUUCAAAUAAUGCUGAAGGAGUCAUCACCGAAUUGUGCCAAGAUACUAACAACCUUAGUGGUGUUGCCCGACCGUUUUUUGAAGGCGAUGUAAAGGACAGACUUCUGAAUGUGCCUGUUCAAAUGAAAGAGAGCAAAAGGGCUGGCGAGCGGCGUUACUAUCCGGGAAAGUGCUUCGCAAGCGAUUCAAAUCUGCCACGGUUAGUUUAUGCUGAGAAUUCAAUCCCAAUUGAUUCUAUUAAGAUGAGCGUCCACGAAUUGAAUGGUCAAACUACGAAGCCAAAUGGCCAAUGUGAAAAACAUGAUAUGGAAGAAACCAAGUUUUAUUGUCAGACUUGUGAGAUAAGAAUUUGUCGAGACUGUGCGAUACUUGAUCAUCGCGACCACGACUUCGUCUAUUACAAAGAACAUCUUGAAGCUGAGGAAACACCUCAGGAAAGACUGAAAAAGCUCUUGGAUUACGCAGAGCAAAAACAAGUUGUCCUUAACGAGAAGUUACAAAAUCUGGAUUCUCGGCUUGAGAGGAAAAGUAAGGCAAUUGAAGAAGCAAGAAUAGAAAUCAAAUCUAAGACGUUGAAAAUGAAGGAAUUGAUAUCUGAACAGGAAGAUAUUUUGAUGUCAUGUCUUGAAGGCCACCUUCUAAACGUCACUAGAAAUGUGAAGAGCCAGAAGAGUGCGUUAGAGUCUGCUUUGGAUGAUGUAAACUACGGACUUGAAAUUGCACAAGAAAUGAUCAAGAAAAACAGCCCAAGAUCGACAAGAAAAUUCCCGAAUGGCUUGACGAAUUUGAAGCAACGAACAUCAGAAGUCAAGACAACCGUUGUUCAAAUGAAUGGUGUUGCUACAGAAACUGGUGACCAUGGAAACCACCCUGAGAAGGAAGCGGUUAGUCAGUUUGAGUCUGAAGCUGACUUUUGUGAUGAUAAGUUAGAAGAAGAAGAUGAUGAUGAUGAUGACGAUGACGUUUUGAGCAUGAGAGAAAGUGUGAAGUCCCUGAGAGGGGAUAGCAGGAUAGAUGACAAUCUCAAAGUCCCUCUUCCAAAGAAUCCAACCUUCGAUGUAUCAUUGGUAUUUGGAGUUGAGGGGAGUGGCAAUGGGCAAUUCCGGGAACCCGUUGGGAUAACCGUCUCGUCUGAUGGCACCAUCUUCGUAGCAGACUACGACAAUGAUCGUCUGCAAGUUUUCGACAAAAAAGGACAAUUCCUUCGUAAUAUGACUCACGUCAUAACUGGCACAGGACGAACAGUUAAUUUUCUCUGCCCGACGGGUUUAGCUACAGACAAAUCUGGUAACAUUGUCGUGGCAGAGCGAGGCAGACAUAGAAUUACAGUUAUUUCCCCUGAAGGUCACGUACAACGCAAGUUUGGGAAACUCGGUAAAGCGAGAGGACAAUUUCGUGAUCCACAUGGCGUGUCGGUAGAUAAGAGAGGUCGGAUCAUUGUCGCUGAUACGACUAAUAACCGAAUCCAAGUUUUCGAUCAAAAAGGUGACCUCAUAUUCACAUUUGGACAUAAAGGCGAACACGUCCUUGAUUACCCGAACUAUGCGAUUUUCCAUAAAGGGUUAUUUAUCGUGUCAGACACAGACAAUGACUCGGUGAAGAUCUUUGAUAAGGAGGGACAGUUUCUACGAACAUUAGGUAAUGCAGAGAAAGAAGGAGAGCCCUUUGGAGCUCCAUCAGGACUAGCGGUCUACAAAGAUGACUACAUUCUCGUGUGUGACUUCAAUAACGACUGCGUGAAGAUGUUCUCACUCGACGGGGAGUUUGUGACCAAGAUUGGCCGUGAGGGGACCUCCCCAGGGGAAUUCUCUGGACCAGAAGCCGUGGUUGUUACCUCAGAUGAUAAAAUCAUUGUGACGGACAAAAAUAAUAGCAGGGUACAAAUGUUUGAGUUGAAAAUGGAUUUGAAAAGUCCAGGGUAGGGAGUAUAUUUAAGUGCACGUUACAUCAUGGCCACCAUGUUGGUUGACGAUAACAAUGCAUUCCUCAUUAGCUUCUCUUGUUUGAUCAACCAAUAUGGUGGCUGUUUGAAUGGUAUCCUGCUAUUCUUGGGGUGCAUGUUACAUCAUAGCAGCCAUGUUGGUUGACGAUAACAAAGCCUUCCUCAUUAGCUUCUCUUGUUUGAUCAACCAACAUGGUGGCUGUUUGAAUGGUAUCCUGCUAUACUUGGGGUGGAUGUUACGUCAUAGCCGCCAUGUUGGUUGACGAUAACAAAGCAUUCCUCAUUAGCUUCUCUUGUUAGAUCAACCAACAUGGUGGCUGUUUGAAUGGCAUCCUGCUAUUCUUGAAAAAAAAACCUAUAGAAAUCCAACCACAUUCGGUGUCCUAGUGCCCUUGGCUUGAUCAACCAACAUGGUGCUGUUUGAAUGGUAUCCUGCUAUUCUUGGGGUGCAUGUUACGUCAUAGCCGCCAUGUUGGUUGACGAUAACAAAGCAUUCCUCAUUAGCUUCUCUUGUUAGAUCAACCAACAUGGCUUCUAUUCAGCUGUUCAAAAUACCAUUAGACAGGGAACUAGAAAGUGAAGUAAGCCGCAAGAACUUUUAAUCUAAAAGUAGAGAAACUACGAACAUAAGUAGGAUUAAGUAAUGAUUUUACCGUUAUGUACAUCUCUAACAACUUGACUCGAGUCUUGACUUUGUUAUUAAAUGAUAAUUUAUUGUGAUAAGUAUUGUAAAAUGUAUUUAUACAUGUAAUUUAGCAAAAAAGUGAUUUCAUUUUGUUAUUGUCGCUGUUGCUGUUGUCAUUGUUUCUUUUCCUGCUGUUCUUGUCUUUGUAACGUGAUGUCAGUUGCCCCUGUUGCUGUUGUUGUUGCUGUUGCUGUUUUAAAUUUAGUUGUUGCUACUGUUGCUGUGGUUCUUGCCUCUGUACCUAUUAAAAAAUGUACCUGUAUAGUUUCCCCUGUUGCUGUUGAUAAGUGUUGCUACACUUUGCUGGUGUUGGAGUCUGCUGAGGGACUGGGUGUAUAAUUUAUUAAUUAAGUAUUAAUAUAUUCAUCACAUGGGAGAAUGCGAGGCUAUGUUCCAUGAGCACAUGGUUGUCCAAUGAGUAAGGCUCAUUGAAUAUACAUUUUAUGAUGUCAUAAAACAAUGUUUAAAGCAGAACACUUUAAGAUUUUUUUGAUUUUACAAUAUGAUUUUAAGGUUUGUUUUCAGGUUGUGGUAACUGUAAAUUUUAGGUAAUGACAUUUUUCCAUAUUGUGGCAUUUUAGAAUUUAUAUGAUAAUUUACAUUUUCACCAUGCUAUUUUUAAGCUUGUUCUAUUUUGAGUUAGAUGUUUUAGGGGAUCGAACAAAAUGGACUUUUGAAUUUGGGUCCCCCAAUGCUGAACUCCAGGUAUUAAACGUUUCCAUUUGUUGUUU